GCUGUUUCUUAAAGCAACUCUUACACUAUUUUCGAUUAAAAAUUAAAUCAAAAACACAUAAUUAUCUAAGAACGUAUCUUAAUUAAGAAUCGAAAUUAGACGAUUCUUAGGGACACGUGUAGGCGCAUAAACCAAUUGACCCCUCUCUCUCCUUCUCUCGUCUUCCUCUUUGAAUUUUGGCUCUCCUCUCUUCGAUUUCCAGCGGAGAAGACGACCGUACGACCUGAUGAUUCACCGAUUGUUUAUCAGAGUUAGAGAUUGCUAAAAGCUAUGACUUUGGGAGGUUGGGAUCAGAGGUUCACACAAGCAGCUUCUUCUCAAUCAGAUGAUUCUGCUUCCCAUUUGGUUCAUAUCAGUGGUAGCGUAUAUGGGUCUCAUUUACCUUGGCCUAAUGUUUGUAUUCAAAGCCGUGAUACGCAGGGGAGUAGUGGAGGAGGAAGAGAUGCAUAAAGGAGCUGGAGUGAGAGAAGAAGAUGUGAAGAGGAUGUUCAGAGUCAUAAUGCCUUACCUCAACGAGUCUCUGCUUCAAUUCAGAGCUCUUUUCUCUGGCGAUCUUUCUACCACACUCAAGGUAAAAAUCUAAUACGGUGAAACCAUCAAGAUUCGACUCUUGACCAGUGGAAAAUUAAUAUUUUGGUAUCGCGAGGGAUAUGAGACUUAGUGUGGAAUACUUUUGUGGAAUAAGGAUACUCUUGUAUAAUUCAAAAAAAAUGUUAAAAUGAUAAUUAUUAUAAAACAAAGGGAUAUAUAUUUUUAUUUAUCUAAAUAUAAUUCAAAAGACUCGCGCAUACACCCGAUAUGAUCCUCGUGGUCGUGAGAAACGCAAGGUGGGACCGAGGGUCUGUAUCUAUCGCACUG
This is a messenger RNA of Raphanus sativus (radish), 858 nucleotides long. RefSeq names its product reticulon-like protein B21. Lineage: Eukaryota; Viridiplantae; Streptophyta; Magnoliopsida; Brassicales; Brassicaceae. The record is from RefSeq and is a predicted model, not a curated record. The transcript has 4 exons. Bases 326 to 583 code for a protein of 85 amino acids.